This is a messenger RNA of Anolis carolinensis (green anole), 5179 nucleotides long. RefSeq names its product IgGFc-binding protein. Gene Ontology annotation, molecular function: protein binding. The coding region runs from base 317 to 4825 and encodes 1502 amino acids. Lineage: Eukaryota; Metazoa; Chordata; Lepidosauria; Squamata; Anolidae. The transcript is spliced from 12 exons. The record is from RefSeq and is a predicted model, not a curated record.
AAUCAGAGCAGCAGGAAAUACAGUUUGCUGAGUCUACGCCCCCACCCCUCUGGGUAGUCCAUUCCAGUUUGGGCCUCGUCUAUUUAUCUGGCAAUAACCCCACAGAGCUUCCUGGUCAGGUCUGUCGAACAAGCCCUUAAUUCUUCAUCCCUAUAAAAGAGGAAUAAGCAGCCAAGGGUGGAAGGCAGAUGGAGUGAGCAAGCCCAGUUGUUCUUUGCCAGGCCAAGAUCUGUUCUCCGAUGGAAGGUUUUUAUUUGAAGUACCAGCUCUCUUGCCAUACAAAAAUGUAACACAAUCCCCUAUACGUGACCUAGCCAUGGCAAGAAUGAGGAUUCUACAAAUUUUGGCUGGCUUGAUGCUACUGAUGACUUCUGGCAGAGCAGUAUUCCAAGGGAAACAAUUCAUCACAGCCUUCAUGGAAAAUUUUGAGACGAGAUGGCCCUCUGAAACCAAAUUGCAGCUGUUCCUCACCGGUUACAGCAGUUCCACCAUAGUAACCGUUACUUUGACCAAAAGUGCUAACCGGAAAAGUUACUUGGUUGAAGAAGGCCAGACUCUGCCAGUGGAAAUCCCAGUGACGGAAGAGAUGAAAGGCAGCGGCACAUUUGAGAAUUCGGUUUUGAUCCAGGCUGACAAGGACAUUUCUGUUGUCUUGAUGGACAGGAAGUUAUUUUCUGUUGCCACUACAACGGUAUACCCAGUCCACCAACUUGGCACAGAUUAUUACAUCAUUACUCCGGCUGGAACCAGAUCAACAGGCUACUUCAAAGAAUUUGCAGUCAUAGCUUGGCAGAAUCCGACACGAGUUGAUAUUCAUCUGAAAGGGAAAGUGGUCUUUGAUGGAAAGAGCUACAGCGCAGGAAGCAAACUCACAGUUAACCUCGGCGCUUUCCAGGCUAUCCAGCUGCAAAGCUCCGACGAUUUGUCUGGUGUCAGGAUUGAGUCAUCAGCACCCGUGGCCGUCCUGAGUGGGCACGUUUGUGUGCAGCAAAACUAUUAUUGUGACCAUGUUUCUGAACAGCUCCUGCCAGUCCCUAGCUGGGGCAACACUUUCAUUGUCCCUCCUGUGUUUUUCCAAGGCAGCGUUGAUCUUGUAUACGUGGUUGCAUCCCAAAACACACGGAUACAUUAUCAAUCCGGAGAUCUAAAAAGCUUUCAAGACAUGGUGGCUGGGGAGGUAAGCCACUUUGAAAUCCAAUACCCACAGGCCUUUUAUGUGUCUGCUAAUGCUGGAAUCCAGGUAUUUCUGUUCUUCACUGGCAUCAAGUCAGGAAAUACAGGCUACGAUCCAUUCCUCAUCAACAUCCCACCCAUAAAAAGCUAUGGCCUGUCCUACUAUACUGAUGGAAUGUACAAGUUUGAGAACUAUAUCACCAUCAUAGCCAAAAGCUCUGAAACCAGUCGUAUUACUAGGGAUAACUCAGCUAUUUCGGACAUUCAAUGGAGAGAGAUUCCUGGCGUACAGUAUUCAUGGGGGGAAGGCAGGUGGCCCACCAACAGCAGAUCUGUCUUGCUGAAGCAUCCUGACUCUCCCUUUGCUGUCUUCCUCUUUGGUACCAGAAACUAUGAAGGAUUUGGAUUUGCUCCACCACCUUUUGGCUCAGUCGCUCCAUCCGCCUCCCCAGUUUCAGUCCCAUUAUCCUGCCCUGAGAACAGCCACUAUGAGGCCUGUGGAAAUGCCUGCCCGGCUACUUGUUUUAACCGAACUGCUCCUUCUAAAUGCAACCUGCCCUGUGAAGAAAGCUGCCAGUGUGAUGAGGGCUAUGUCCGCAGUGAUGAGGCAUGUGUCCCAGUGAUGAGCUGCAGCUGCACUUACCAAGGCGUGAAAUAUGGUCCUUUGGAAGAGUUUUGGGGAGACGACUGUCGUACCCGCUGCAGAUGUGAACCGCGAUUAGGCCGAGCUACAUGCAUGAGGUCUUCGUGCAAGAGGAAUGAAAAAUGUGUCAUGGCCAACGGGGUUCUGGGCUGCCAUGAAGUCACCUACACCUCUUGUACCGCAUCUGGGGACCUUCAUUAUACAACCUUUGAUGGAAAGAAAUUUGAUUUCAUGGGGACCUGUGUUUAUCAGAUGGCAGGAGUUUGCAUUGACAAUCCCAGGCUCACCCCAUUUUUGGUCACAGUGGAGAAUAACAACCGAGGCAGCAAGGCCGUGUCCUUCACCAAAGUGGUGACUCUGGAGGUCUACAACAUGACUAUCAGCCUGAGCCAAGAGGAUCCACAAAAGGUUCAGGUCAAUGGCGUUUCUGUGAACCUCCCAUUCUCCUAUGAAAAUAAACUCAAGAUCUACAUCAGUGGCGUCCACGGCUUCAUCAAAACAGACUUUGAUCUGAGAGUCAGCUUUGACUGGUAUAGCUAUGCCAGGGUCAUUAUUCCCAACAGUUAUUCUGAAUCUGUCUGUGGACUCUGUGGUAAUGCUGAUCGAGAUCCCAGUGAUGAUUUCACUAUGAAAGAUGGUACUCAAACCAGGGAUGCAAUCCAGUUUGCAAAUAGCUGGAAACUGAAAGGGUCCCCUCAGUGCUCAGAGGGCUGUUCCAAUAACUGCCCAGUGUGCAGUGAAGCUCAGAAACAAAUUUAUGGCAGUGAACAUUACUGUGGUCUCCUCAUCGGAAAGGAUGGACCAUUCAAGCAGUGUAAUGCCGUCAUUGACCCAACAUACUACUUUGAGGACUGUGUCUAUGAUACUUGCCUUCACAAAGGUUUCCGCAAUGUUUUCUGCGGUGCCAUCAGUACCUACGCAAUCGAUUGCCAAACUCAAGGCGUUCAGAUUGAGGAGUGGAGAUCAGCUUCUACCUGCAGCCUUUCCUGUCCUCCUAACUCCCAUUAUGAAAUCUGUGGACCCGCCUGCCCUGCCACAUGUCAUAGCCACUUCACUGGUAAAAGAUGUGAUGCUCCAUGUACAGAAGGAUGCUUCUGUGAUUCUGGAUUCGUCCUCAGUGGUGAUAAGUGUGUCCCACUUACAGAAUGCGGCUGUGUGCACCAGGGCAGGUAUUACAAGAAUGGAGAGGAGUUCUAUCCACACACUUCAUGCCAGGAGAAAUGCCAGUGCAAGAACCAUGGUGUCAUUGACUGUCAUCAGUUCUCCUGUGGACAUGAUGAGGAGUGCAAGGUUGAGAAUGGCAUCCAGGGUUGCUAUCCUGUGGGGUAUGGAACAACAACAACAUAUGGAGGCCUUCAUUAUAUUUCUUUUGAUGGAAGAAGUUUUGGGUUCCGUGGCACUGGAACUUUUGUCUUGUCCCAGAUCUUUAGUGAGGAGGAUCCUCAACUGGAGACGUUCACUGUCUUGGUGGAGUAUGAAGAAAUUGAUGCUGGUUCUUUAACGCUAAUCAAAUCUGUUGUGAUCGACAUAAAUGGUACUACUAUUGUCUUGGAGAGGGGAAUGAAAUGGAAAGCUAUGGUGAAUGGAGAGGUCCAUAGUUUGCCAGUGAAUAUAAAAAAUGAGAAACUCUGGAUCACUCAGGAAGGAAACAAUAUAAUUUUCCAGUCUUCUGACGGAUUCACAGUCGUUUAUGACACUGCCUCCUAUGUCCACUUCUCUGUUCCCAUCACCUACCAGAGAAAGGUGCGUGGGCUGGCUGGCAACUUCAAUGGUGAUGAGAGUGAUGAUUUCAUGAUGCCCAACGGAACUCAGGCACAAAAUGUGGCUGCCUUUGGGGCAUCCUGGAACAUCCCUUUGGCUGGCAUCAGUUGCUCUAUUGGCUGUAUUAAAGAACGGCCUAACAUGCAUCCAGACGAAGUAAAGAGCUAUGAGGACGAGACUUCUUGUGGAAUGAUCAAGUCUGAGUCAGGCCCCUUUGCAGACUGCCACUCACUUGUGAAUCCCGAAGACUACUUUACUAACUGCCUGUAUGACAUGUGGGCAGCUGGGACCCAAGAACACCUCUGUCAAAGCCUUCAAGCCUACACAAUUGCAUGUCAGACAGCGGGAGCUCAGAUCGAAGCAUGGAGAACAGACUCCUUCUGUUCCAUGACCUGCCCAAACAACAACCAUUAUGUGACCUGCACUUCCCAUUGCGAUAUGACCUGUGCCAACUUGUACAUGCCACUGAAGUGCACAAGGCAUUGCUUUGAAGGCUGUCAGUGCAAUGAAGGUUAUAUAUUUGAUGGAGAUACCUGUGUGCCUAUAGACAAGUGUGGCUGUGUGCGUGAUGGAUUCUACCUCAAGGCUAAAGAGACUGUUUUCUCAAGUAACUGCACGGAAAAAUACACCUGCCAUGCUCCAGGACAACUCACCCAUGAAAAAACGACCUGCCCUCCGGAUGAGAUUUGCACACUUAGAGAUGGCGUGUGGGGCUGCGAGGCCAGAGAAGGCCAAUGUAAAGUCACACCAGAAGCCAAGUUUACCUCCUUUGAUGGAGCCUCGGGGAAGUACUUUUGCAGUGGGGUUUAUGACUUGGCCUCUGUUUGUGAUCAAAAUGAUGCCUCCUGGUUCAGGGCCUUAGUGAACAUUGGAAAGGAUGUGGAAGGUGACCUGGCAGUUGGGAAAGCUGUCUACUUUUACUUCCAGGAUGCAUCCAUCACUCUGAAGACCAAGAAUAAAAUAUGGGUAAACGGGCGCUCUGUGAAGUUACCAUACAAAGUCUCCAAAGCAGUAACUGUGAGCCAGGUUCAAGAUGGGUUACUGAUUGAUCAAGCCCCCCUGGUUCAGGUUCUGCUUCAUUUUGAUGGGCAGGUGACAGUGAAAGUCAGGGAGACUUUAUCUGAGAAGCUCUGUGGCCCAUGUGGAAACUUCAAUGGGAACAGAUCUGAUGAUCUGAAGCUGCCCAGCGGGAAAUCUGAGAUGGAUAUUGCCGAAGUCCUCCAUGCCUGGAGGUCCAAGGACUACUGACACUAUAACUCUUUGGGAAAUCCCACCACCACAUGCAGUGAAAGGCGGCAAGCAACUUCAGAGAAGUUCAGAUUCAGAGAAGAAGCCAUACAAUGCUCAAAAUGUUAACUAUUAAACUGUCUGGUACAGCAACAUCUCUAUAAUCCAAUGUAAUAAAAAGACAAGAUUAACUUCAAAAGCAUAACGUCCAACAUUUUUCAGAUUUGUUAUUACUGGGAAUUUCCCAGAGCUAGAAGGGAGCUUCGCUUAUUAUGCUUGAUGUAUAGCAGAAUUACCACUGAUUUACAUAAGUACUGUACUUAGAAAUAGAACUGUCAGUCAAUUAAAUAAAAUGUUCUUGAUUAUGAGUUUCAA